CUUUCAAGCCAAUCGGUUGGCUUCGCUCGGUUCCUUCCACAAACUUUACGGAUUACGAUACAAUCACUUUGGCUGCUGUUGAACUCUAAGAGAAUCCACUUGAGCCAUGGCAAAAGUGCCGAUCACGCUGAUGAUCAUUGCGCUCGUUUCGGCGUCUGCGGACCUGGGUUGCGACUUGGCCCAUCACAGCUGCCGCAUCGAUGUCACCGCGGAAAACAGUCUCAAGCAACGCCACAUUCCCGCCGACAUAGACAUCACGCUGCAGUGUAUCCGACCCACGGCCAAAUGGUUCUAUCAGGAUAAGUUCCAGCUGAGGGCCACGGUGCUGCAACUGGAACGAGCCCAAUCCUGGCAGUCGGGGAACUACGGCUGCUUGGAUGGCCAGAACAGAUGGUUUAAUGUCUCCCUGAUAAUUGGCUACAAGGAGGCUGGGGGCAAUGAUAUAGCCAGCUUUGCCAAUGUGGAGACUGCCCAGAGGAUACCCCAGUCGGAUAUUUUCUUCCAACCGCUAAAUGCGAACGCCUCCCUAAAAUUGUUGCAACCACUUCCGGAGUUCGUGCAACGCACUGCGGGCGGUCUCUUCCAGCUGAGCUGUAGCCCCAAGGAUCCGGAGGCAACGGGAGUGAAUAUUUCUUGGCUGCACAAUGACAAGCAAAUCCUCGGCGGACGCGGCAGAAUUAAGAUCAAAAGGUGGUCACUAACCGUUGGACAACUACAGUCGGACGACGCGGGAAUCUAUCGCUGUGAGCUAUGUGUGGAGCAGGAAUGCCAGAAGAGUAACCCCACCCAUCUGGAGGUGGUCAGCCGGAGUCACAGAGUGCCCGUCUUGAUGCCCGGAUAUCCCCAAAACGCCACCGUUGCACUCGACGAAAAUGUGAGCUUCCAGUGUCGGCUGGAGGAUUCCCCACUGGAGCCCAAGAUAACGUGGCUGCACCAGGCGAGCGGUGUUAAUAUCGAGGACGUACUGCAGCUACUGAAGCAGCAAUCCCAGCUGCCGAAGGGCUUCGAGCCCAUGUUAACGCAAAAGGACGAGCCGCAGGUCCUUCGUCUGGGAAGUGUUUUAAUGGAGGACUCCGGCUGGUACAUCUGCAUAGCCGAGAAUCAAAUAGGACGCACUGUUGCCGCCGCCUAUCUCGAACUUUAUAGUCCUGAAGACACAACCACUGCUCGUGUAUCCACCAGUAGCACAGUAGGCACACCCAUACCACCUGCACCCAUCCCGGAAGACACAGACGAUGAGGCGGACAACGCGUCUGGGGAUGCCGCUGCCGCCGAGCGUCCGCCCGUGUUCAAAAAGGAAUUGAAACGACUCCAGCAUACUGUGGCCGGCAACACCAUGACCCUGGCCUGCCCCGUUGACGGUAAGGCGAACAUCACUUGGACCAAGGACAGGAAUCCCUUGAAUCGUGGACUUGGAGUUUAUGUAAAGAAGAACUAUAUCCUGCGCUUUGUGGAGGCCACCAGCGCGGAUUCGGGAAAGUACACUUGCAAAGUGUGCAACUCUUUCGGUUGCAUCUCCUUCGACUUUGACGUUUUAGUCAACGAGCGUACCCGAUCCUCGCCCAUCAUCGUGGUGCCACAGAACCAGACUGUGAUGGUGAACGGAAGUCUGGACAUUAAGUGCAGCGUCCUCUCGGAUCUCCAUCCCACUGCCCGAUGGGAGCGCGCUGUGCUGCGGAAUGACUCCCUGGGAGGCUCCAGGGCAGUGGAGUUCGCCCGCCUCAACUUCACCGUGACGAACAACUCCGUUGUUCUGGAGCUGCGCAAUGUGACCCACGAGCAAGAGGGCUGGUACACCUGCGUGGCUAUGAACACGCUGGGAAGCAGCAACUCCAGUGUCUACCUGAGGGUUAGGAACCCUCUGCCGCCCCUGGAGAUAUACGCCUUGCUGCAUGCCAAUCCGCUGGGAUUUACGUUGGUUGCCAUUAUUGUCGUGGCGCUGUUUCUUUUGGGCAGUGCCUUUAUAACAAUCAUGCUUCGCCGAAUGAGGCGGGAGAAGCUUCUGAAGCUCCGCAUCGAGACGGUGCACCAGUGGACGAAGAAGGUGAUCAUUUACCGACCGGCCGGAGAAGAGGGGAGCACCUGCAACUCCGGUGACCUGCAGAUGCCAGUCAUCAAAAUUGAAAAGCAACGUACGACCGUAUCGACAACGGGAUCGGGAGGUGCUGAUCCCGCCCAGGCCUUCAACGAGUACGAAUUUCCGCUGGACUCCAACUGGGAGAUCCCAAGGCAGCAGCUCAGCUUGGGCUCAAUCUUGGGCGAGGGAGCCUUUGGGCGCGUGGUAAUGGCAGAGGCGGAGGGACUGCCCAGAAGCCCCCAGCUGGCCGAGACCAUUGUGGCCGUAAAAAUGGUCAAGGACGAGCACACGGACACGGACAUGGCCAGCUUGGUGCGCGAGAUGGAGGUGAUGAAGAUGAUAGGCAAACACAUCAACAUUAUAAACCUGCUGGGCUGCUGCAGCCAGGGCGGACCACUGUGGGUGAUCGUCGAGUAUGCGCCACACGGCAACCUCAAGGAUUUCCUCAAACAGAAUCGACCAGGAGCUCCGCAGCGGCGCAGUGACAGCGACGGCUACUUGGAUGACAAGCCGCUGAUUCCACCACAGGAGCUGGGCGAGAAGGAGCUCACCAAAUUUGCCUUUCAAAUUGCUCGAGGAAUGGAAUAUCUAGCCUCACGACGGUGCAUCCAUCGCGAUCUAGCCGCGCGCAAUGUGCUCGUCAGCGAUGGCUAUGUGAUGAAGAUAGCCGACUUUGGUCUUGCUAGGGAUAUCCAGGAUACGGAUUACUACCGGAAGAACACCAACGGCCGGCUGCCCAUCAAGUGGAUGGCGCCAGAGUCGCUGCAGGAAAAGAAAUACGACUCCCAGAGCGACGUGUGGAGCUACGGGGUGCUGCUUUGGGAGAUCAUGACGUAUGGGGAACAGCCGUAUCCGCACAUUCUGUCCGCCGAGGAGCUCUACAGCUACCUGAUCACGGGCCAGCGCAUGGAGAAGCCGCCCAAGUGUUCCCUAAAUAUCUACGUGGUGAUGCGUCAGUGCUGGCACUUUGAGCCCUGUGCACGGCCCACGUUCACGGAGCUGGUGGAGAGCUUCGACGGGAUCCUGCAGCAGGCGAGCAGCAACCCCAACGAUGCUUAUUUGGAUCUUUCGAUGCCCAUGCUGGAGACUCCGCCCUCAUCGGGGGAUGAGGACGACGGCUCCUACAGCGAGACAUUCCGAGAGACCUCUCCGCUUAGAUACCACUAUACAUAUAAGUUUAAUUAGUACCUAGAUCUAGGCAACCAAGAACUUCCGACGAGUCUAUGCAAUCCCAUCGAAAUAUCGCUAAGCACUAAUGUUUCUUCAUUUCCUUCCA
Molecule: messenger RNA, 3353 nt
Organism: Drosophila serrata
Lineage: Eukaryota; Metazoa; Arthropoda; Insecta; Diptera; Drosophilidae
Gene: btl
Product: breathless
Biological process (GO): protein phosphorylation; cell surface receptor protein tyrosine kinase signaling pathway; positive regulation of kinase activity
Cellular component (GO): plasma membrane; signaling receptor complex
Molecular function (GO): ATP binding; transmembrane receptor protein tyrosine kinase activity
Source: RefSeq, a predicted model, not a curated record